CCUAGCCUACAUUGGGUGCCAUUAAUUUUCCCAGGCGUUGUGCAUGAGAUGAAAGGCCCCGGUUCAAGUUAAAGUUGUGAAUUGUAGAAAAUGGAGAUGAAUGUGGAAAGUGAAUACCAACAUGACCAAUUCCAAGAGCAGUAUGCAAUGGGAAUGCAAGACACUAGUAUGACAAAUACUCCAAAGGAUGAGCCGGAAAGUUUCGAUACUACUUCAAACGGACAAAAUGCUAAUAAAAGUUCCAACCAAACAAGAAACUACAGAGGCGGUCUCAAGGGCAGUCGAUCUCGCAUCCGGUUUCAUCCCUACAAGGGUAUCGGCACCAGGACCUACACAAACUCAGUCUUUGUCAGCAACAUUCCCUACGAAUUGAGCGAACAAGAAUUUAAAGAUCUCUUCGAGCAACAAGUGGGGAAAGUUGUUUUCUGUGAAAUCUUCCCUGAGCCGGGCGGACUGUCAACAGGAUGUGGCGUGGUAGAGAUGGAAAAUCCCACCGAUGUAGAGAAGGCUGUAUUCAAGAUGAAAAAAUACCAAAUCCAAGGCCGUGGGCUGGUGGUGAGAGAUGACAGAGAUUUAAGCUACAGUUCACGCUACCGAAGCCCACCUGUAGUCAAACCCCAGUCCUCCAUCGUCAACCCUGAAGUCUUACACCGACUUGGCAUUCACCCUGAUGAUGUCUCGGAAACAGUUCACGUUGCCAAUCUCUCAGAAGAGGUGGACUUGAGGAAACUCAAGGACGUGUUCAGCCUGGCCGGUCUGGUCAUGAAUCUGGAAAUCUUGAAGGACGAACAAGGGAAGAGCCUUGGCCUGGCGACAGUCACCUACUCCUCCUGUGAGGAGGCAGUCAAUGCCAUCUCUAUGUUUGACAACCAAUCCUUGUUUGAGCUGAAGAUGAGCGUCCGAAUGGACAAAAGUAGAAAGCGCUUGCAGGAUCCAGAAAAACAGAAGGAACUGCCCCAGGGCUUGGGCGGGAUUGGCCAGAACUUGCUGGCAAGAGGUCCGCAGGGCGGCGGCAUGGGUGGGCUGCCCAUGGGCGGAGCCAUGAUGGGGGGACCCAUGGGAGGGGCCGCCAUGUUCAACCGGAUGGGCGGAGGCGGAGACUUCGGGGGUGGCUAUGAUCGGCCCAUGGGAGGUAUUGGCAGGGGUUUCGACAUGGGAAUUGGCAUGGGAUACCCAUCAGGCGACGCCGGAGGGGGCUACGGGGGAGGAUUCGGUGGAGGUCCCAUGAGGAACUAUGUCCAGGGUUCCCCUGGUGCCGUAGACCCCAGCCAAGGUUGCCAAGUCUUCGUCCGAAACCUUUCCCCUGAAGUGUCUUGGGAGGAUCUCAAGGACUGCUUCAAGAAGAUUGGACCGGUUUACUAUGCAGAUGUUAAGAAGGACAAUGAAGGGAAAUCAAAAGGCUUUGGGACAGUGAAAUACCAUAAUCCGCAGCAUGCCCAGCAAGCCAUAUUGCUGCUGAACGGUGCCAAUUUGAAGGGUCGUCGUAUUGCAGUUACCUUUGGUCGGUUUUGAUUCUCUAAAGUCUCUCUGAACGGUAUGGUUGUGGCUGUCUUGGAGGGGGGGUGUAAAAUUGGUCAAACAAUCCUUAAAAUUUAAAGCGGUCAUGUCUCAGAUACAUUUUCUCUUCCAUACAUUGUUAAGCAUUGGAAUAUGUCUGUACACUGGGCAGACAUGUAAGUAAUGGUCUUUAUUGCAAUUUUUAGCUGAAGUGUAUAGACUUAAAAAAAAAACUUGGAAAAAUUGACGGGAUGAAGUAAUUUGUUGUCUUGGUGUGGCAUCUGAGACCAGAUUGCAAAUCUAAUUAGAAAUUAUCUAGUAUGAAAACAUGUAGUGAAAUUGUGUGCUGAGAGUGUCGGUCAGUCCUCAUCAAGCCAUGAAGUCAUAUCAAGGUUGAAGCAUUUGACCACAUGUUUGAAUGAUAGUUCCUAGUUUUUCUUGGUCUCUGAUUCACCGUCAUAUUCAGAUGUUCAUUUUUUCUCAAUGACACGUUUAAGAGAUAUUGAAUUGCAUUAAAAUGCAUGUCAAGACAAUAAGGUUAUUGCAAAUUACACAAAGUCAUUUGUUUUCAAGGUUUGCUUCAUUUUCAUUGUUUGAUUAGAGAAAAAAUGAAGGAACUUCUUUCUUUGGGGGGGGUUCUUUGUAAAUACAAGGCAUUUUUUCCCAAGUCACAGCUGUCUGCUUUCUUUUGUGGUUGCCAAAUUUUUACUCCUUACAGAUCUUGAGAUCUUUUUGUGAAAGAUCACCCUUGAGUUAGCUACUCGCAUGUUUUAUUGUUGUAGAGGUUUUUCAGGUGUCAUAAUUAUGCUCUAAAUCCACUCAAAUGGAUUUUUCAUGGAAGACUUCCUUUUGUUGAUUGUCAACUUUGGUCUGGAAACUAGAGACUCUUUUACAAAUCUUGUGCUUGAAAUUUUUAAAAUCAAAUAAUUGAUAAAGUCAUUGGUGUGUUUCAUGUUUGUUAGAAUUUGCCUCAGCAAAAAGUCAAAGGAUUUGUUGAAUGCUGUGCAGUUGUCGUCAAUAAAAGCAUGUGGCCACCAGAUACAGUAAAGGAA
Acanthaster planci (crown-of-thorns starfish) is the source of this 2549-nucleotide messenger RNA. RefSeq names its product myelin expression factor 2-like. The record is from RefSeq and is a predicted model, not a curated record. Gene Ontology annotation, molecular function: mRNA binding. Gene Ontology annotation, cellular component: nucleus; cytoplasm; ribonucleoprotein complex. NCBI's taxonomy places the organism in Eukaryota, Metazoa, Echinodermata, Asteroidea, Valvatida, Acanthasteridae.